Rubroshorea leprosula is the source of this 1329-nucleotide messenger RNA. Lineage: Eukaryota; Viridiplantae; Streptophyta; Magnoliopsida; Malvales; Dipterocarpaceae. The record is from the annotation of a GenBank genome assembly.
GUUCCUAGAAAGUGAUGAGGCAAUUGUUUUGUCUCGGAUUGUGUGAAGCCACUCACCACUUGAUAUGGUCCUCAAUUUGAGUUUUGGGGACAAAACUCAUUUUUAGGAGGGGUGAGUGUAAUAUCCCAAAUUUUUGGGAAUAUUUAAGUGUAAGUUAGGGACUAAAUUGUGGAAAAAUAUUGUUUUGGGCUUAAUAGCCAACAUUCCCAAAGUUGAGGGACUUAAAGAGGGAAAAAUUUUGGAUAAGGAUGACUUCUUUUCUUUUCUCCUUUUUCUUUCUUUCUUUUCUUCUUCUUCCCCGCGUGUUCUGCUCUGUCUUCCCGCUGCAGCCGCCCGAAGGAAAAAGAAAGGGAACCCAGCCAUGCUUGAGAAACUAGUGAGAAAGCUUGAUUUUUCCCUUCUUUUCUUGUCCAAGAACCUGAUUUGGAACCCAGAAAUCUCUCCCCCUUUGCUGGAAAAGCCGGAUCUGCCCUGCUCUGCUUUGUCCUUCCGCCGGCUGCUCUUGAUUAUGGGUGAUUUUUGGGCAUUUUUUUCGUUCCCGUGAAUUUCUCCCCUGCAUUGCCGCCGGCCUCUUCCCCAACUGCAGCUCCGGUUUUAGCUGGAAAAUUCUGGUAUGUGACAGCCUUUUAAGGCUUAAAUUGUCCAUUUAGUUUGCUGCCGUGUGAUGUCCAAAUUUGGCUAAAAAUUGGGGAUAAUUCCGGUAGCUUUAGGACCAUGAUUAAGCACUAAUUCAAGUGGGAUUUAUGUGAUUGAGUGUUAAUUGCUUGUUGUGAUUUUUGGAGAGAAAAUCCCGUGAGAUUAGCUAGUGUUUUGGCCAAUUUGUGAAAGUCGGGGUUACUGUUAACGUCGGGGUCACUGUUCACCGGCACUGUUCACCGGCACUGUUCACCGGUUACUGUUCACACCCCGAGGGCCAACAUUUAACGGGAAUUUAAAUGAUUAGUUGGUGAUAUAAGAACGAAUUUGGAGAUAUUUGAUUAUGUGGAGAUUGAUAGGAAAUAGCAUUGUGAUCAGGAGUGAUCCUAAUGAUGAUUUCAGUUUGAAUGUGUGAUAGUCCGAUAUUAAUUCUGAGGUGUUUUGAUUAGGUUCCCGAUCGUUCUGCCAGUUAGCAUCGAGAUUGAGUGCUCGGUUUUAUGCGAGUGAGGUAAGUAAAUUUAUGGUAAUGCCCGUACUGUUUUAUAAGCAUGUUUUGAUUUGUUUUUGAAGUGGUGGCGGGACUAAACCCGUUUUACACGAGUAUAACUGAUUUGAAAUGAUAUUUUUAUGCUUUUCAUGAAGUUGAGCAUGCCUACUUGAAAUUUGAGUGACUGUCCUGAUGAUCUGAAAGUG